Molecule: messenger RNA, 458 nt
Organism: Suncus etruscus (white-toothed pygmy shrew)
Lineage: Eukaryota; Metazoa; Chordata; Mammalia; Eulipotyphla; Soricidae
Gene: LYRM7
Product: LYR motif containing 7
Exons: 5
Coding region: 68-382 (104 amino acids)
Biological process (GO): mitochondrial respiratory chain complex III assembly
Source: RefSeq, a predicted model, not a curated record
CGGACGGUGAUUGGCUGGCGAGGCGACCGGGACGGCUUGUGAGGCGGUGGCUUCGGCCGGGAAAGCCAUGGGUCAGGCAGCCAAGGUUUUACAGCUCUUUAAAACAUUGCACAGGACCAGACAAGAAGUUUUUAAAAAUGAUAUCAAAGCACUAAGAGCAGCUAGAAUAAAGAUAAAUGAAGAAUUCAAAAGUAAUAAAAAUGAAACUUCUCCUAAGAAAAUAGAAGAGCUAAUAAAAAUGGGUUCUGACGUUGAACUGAUACUCAGAACAUCAGUCGUACAAGGCAUUCACACAGAACAUAAUACACUGAAAUUGGUCCCGAGGAAAGAUCUUCUUGUAGAAAAUGUACCAUACUGUGAUUCACCAACUCAGAAACAGUGAAUUUUCUAGGAUAAAAGCAAGUCCUUGUAUGUACUUUUUAACUUAAAAAUAUAUAACUCUGGCAAAAUUCCUUGAA